Molecule: messenger RNA, 1855 nt
Organism: Xyrauchen texanus (razorback sucker)
Lineage: Eukaryota; Metazoa; Chordata; Actinopteri; Cypriniformes; Catostomidae
Gene: pik3r6a
Product: phosphoinositide-3-kinase, regulatory subunit 6a
Exons: 6
Coding region: 132-614 (160 amino acids)
Source: RefSeq, a predicted model, not a curated record
AAACACUUGGACAUGCUGAAAUUUUCUGCUGCUGUUAAGGCAAUGAUUUAUUGGUGCAGGAGAGAUACCAUGGAAGUUGGAUUGGAGGUUUAAGAACAUUUCACAAGGAAGAAGAGGCAGAUGUGGUCUCAAUGGCAGACUCUACUAUCACAGUGGGGGACAUUGAGGGAGAACUUUUUAAGAUCGAACGGAUCAGAGACAUUCUGAUCAGGAGAGAGUCCGAGCUCAGAUACACGAUGGACGAUAUCCAGCUAUGUAAAGAAAUUACAAGGCUGAAAAAAGAACUUAAAAUGCUUCUAUCCAUCCCAGAUAAUGACAAGUCUAAUGAAGAUAAACAGAAGGAGGAAGAGCUCCUGCAACAGAUUCAUAAAUUAGUGGAGGCUCGAGACUUCCUGGUGGAUGACGUGGAGUUUGAACGUCUCAGGGAACGGGAGGAGGACAAAGAAAUGGCUGAAUAUCUAAAGUCCAAAUUAUCAAUAUGUCCUCAUGCCAAGAAUACCCCUCGCAGUGGGAGAAGGCCACCCAGAGCGCAGCCGAACUCGACACCCUUUGUGACCAAGACAGGCCUCACUUUGCUGAAAGAGUGCUGUGGUUUCACCUGCUCUAUAAUGUAAAAGACAUGCUCUCAGUUGUGGCAGCAGGAACACAAUACAAUUCUGGAGCCUUGGAUGAAGAUGACAUUUAAAUGACACCAGGAGACUCAAAUUACAUGGUGUGAACCGUCACAAGAUAUUUCUGAAAGAUGAAGCCUGCAUACAAAUAGUGGGCUAAGCGUCUACCUUAGUCUUUUCCUCCCUUUCGCUCGCAUUCUACAGUACCUAACCCUCUUCUUGCUUCUUUUAAAAAUCCUGUUUCAUUGUACAUUACAGAGUAAAUUCCAUCAUCUCCCUUGGGUCCAGCUGUCAAAUGCUCAGCCGAUUUGCUGUCAUUCCCUACUCUUAAACUUUUCACUCAUGAAAUAUUGCUAACGCACUGCAGCGCCGGUGACUCUGUCAUACAUAAUUGUUCAAGUUUCAGUUGAGUUUCCAUGUAGACUGCUGUUGCUUUAGCCCAUGUACAAUGUCUAAAUGACUGAUGAGAUUUCCAGGCAAAUGUCUGCUUAUAGUGAUACAAUAAAGUUAAAUGAAUUCUUACUAGCUCAGUUCUUUAAUGAUAUAUGUUCAAAUAAACCAUUUCCAUAAUUGUUACUAUAACAAAUUUUUUAGCAGAAAUGUUCAUGAAACCUGAUUAAAAAAUAUAUAAUAAUUUAAUUGAAUAAUGGCAUCAUGGUUCAUUUCAUUCAGGCUGAACCCUUUGUGGCUGUAUCUAUAAAGUCUAACAAGAGUUAUAUUCACUGUAUUGGAUUACUGUAAAAUAGAGAUUAUUGUUUGAAAUCAUGAAUCUCUGAUUGGUCUACUAUUUAUAUGGUCUGACUGUCUUUUUCACAAUUAGAUCAGAUAUUGGCCAUUAAUUAUGCAUUUUAUUAUGAAAGGAGGAACACAUAAGAUAACAAUAAAUUACACUUCACAAAGUAAAGUAAUGGGCACAUUUUACCAGAAGAGUCCACCUCCUCUUAUUUCUAGAAUAGCAUGUUUAGCUCUGAUAUUUGGCUACCUUCUGGUCAAUUUAGCCCCUCUGCUUUGAAAUGUGCAUGCUAAUGACCCAAGGGUGUCUGACUCCCUAAUUAAUGUCACCAACACAUUUGUCUGUCUUAUAAAUUUAUGCUGUUUGUGAAAUUUUAUUUUAUCAUUUUAAAUCCUUGAGAGGUCUUAUUAUUAUAAUUAUAUUCUAUUCACAGACAGAGACAAGCCCCUCCUGGACCAAUCAGCUCUAUUCACCAUGUUGUACUGACUGCUUCUGUGCUAAUAUCCUAUUA